AUGGCUGAUGCUUCAGCAUUUCGAUUGUCCUUCGCGUUGGUUUUCUUCUUCCAAUUGGGGACUUUUUUGUUUAUCCUAUCAUCGAUCGCAGCCGCUGACGAUGUCUCGCGAGCUGCUCCCGCCGGUGAACCCAAGGCCUGCGGAAAUGACUUCCAAUUGGUUAAGGUCAAGAGGUGGAUAAAUGGCAUUGAGAAGGAGGCAAUAGGUGGGUUAACAGCUGAUUUUGGCUCUAUAUUGCCUGCUGAUGCUAAAAAAGGUCACAGAUUGCCAGCUCUAUUUUCAGAACCCUUAAAUGGCUGUUCCUCCUCUUCAUCUAGGCUGGUAGGUUCCAUUUCUUUAGUUGUACGUGGUGAUUGUGAAUUUACCACUAAAGCGAAAGUUGCGCAAGCAGCAGGAGCAGCAGGAAUGGUGAUGCUGAAUGAUGAUGAAGGUUUUGUGCAGAUGGGUUGUGGGAAUGAUACUAGUUUGAAUAUUACUAUUCCCGUGAUUACAAUUUCUAAGUCGGGAGGAGUGGAACUAAAGAAAUCCAUUGAUGGUGGAGAAAAAGUGGAACUUCUGUUGUACUCACCUGAACGACCAAUUUUAGAUUACUCGGUGAUAUUCUUGUGGAUGAUGUCUGUUGGAACAGUUGUUAUGGCUUCACUUUGGUCAGAGAUCACUGGAUCAGAGCAAAGUGAUGAGCGCUAUAAUGAAUUAUCACCCAAGGAAUCUGAUGCUGCAGCAGCCAGGCAAGAGGAAGAGAAGGAAAUCCUCCAUAUUAGCACGAAAAGUGCUGUAGUUUUUGUUAUAACGGCGUCAACUUUUCUGCUGCUUCUUUACUUCUUUAUGUCGUCAUGGUUUGUCUGGGUGUUGAUUGUGCUUUUCUGCAUUGGAGGCAUUGAGGGAAUGCAUAAUUGUAUUGUUUCACUGGUGACAAGUAAAUGCAAAAAUUGUGAACGGAAGACCUUGAAUUUGCCUCUUCUAGGGGAGGUUUCCAUUCUCUCUUUAGUUGUCUUGAUAGGAUGUCUGGCAUUUGCCAUAUUCUGGGCUGCUAAUCGAAAUGCAUCAUAUUCUUGGAUUGGGCAAGACAUCCUGGUUGCUCGAGGUGAUAAAAGUGGUGGAGAAUCAAUACCCAUGCUGCUGCGAGUACCUAGACUUGCAGAUCCUUAUUAUGGUUAUAACAUGAUAGGCUUUGGGGACAUUUUAUUCCCCGGUUUGCUAGUAGCCUUCUCUUUUAGAUUUGACAAAGCCAAGAAGAAGAAGAUAUUCAAUGGAUACUUCCUCUGGUUGGUAAUUGGCUAUGGAGCUGGCUUGGCAUUUACCUACUUAGGGUUGUAUUUGAUGGACGGGCAUGGUCAACCUGCUCUGCUCUACCUAGUGCCGUGUACACUUGGAACCUGUGUUGUGUUGGGUAUGAUAAGAGGGGAGCUGAAACAACUAUGGACCUUUGGCAGUAAUUCAACUGAACCCAGUGCCUCUGGAGAAGCUUGA
Striga hermonthica is the source of this 1470-nucleotide messenger RNA. The record is from the annotation of a GenBank genome assembly. Lineage: Eukaryota; Viridiplantae; Streptophyta; Magnoliopsida; Lamiales; Orobanchaceae.